GUCAGCAGGGGGCAGCAGCGGCCCGCUCGAGUGGCCUAUGUGGAUGCGCGCGCAGCCUGUAGCGAAGAAGUGGCGCGAGCUCCCAUGAAGGUUGUCGAAUAAUUCCACUCGCAGAGAGCUGACAGAGUCCGCGAAUUCGGCUGGAACUUCUUGUCAUGAGAUAUUUCCAGCUGCAUCACAAUGAUGUCCUCGCCCAUUUCCUGUCAUGAAAUGUCACGUGACUCGUGGUCAUCUGCUUUCUCGGUUGAUCUGAAGUUGACUCACCUGGACUGGGACACUGAGUCGGCUCUGAUCCAUUUCCAGGGACACGACCUGAACACAUGUGAAGCGGACUACAGCGUCCUGAGCGCAGAAAUCCAGCGUUUCCCCAAGGCGGAUGCUGCCGUGGAGGUUGGAGAGAUCUGCCUGGUGGAGGACAGGAGCUCGGCUCGGUGGUUCAGAGGGAGAGUUCAGAACAGAGAGGAGAGCUCGUACCACGUUUUCCUGAUGGAUGAGGGGAACGUCCUGACCGUGGACGCCUCCUGCAUAUCUUCCUGCCCGAAGCAGCUGCUCUCUUUGCCUCCAAAGCUGACUUGUGGGUUCCUGGCAGAUAUCCUGCUGUUUCAGAGUUGCAGUCAGCCUUCAGUGGAUUUAUUCUUCUCAAAGCUGAUCGGCAGAAACCUCACAGGUUUGGUUCACGCCGUCCUCCCUCUCCACGUCGUCUUACUGGAGGCUCCUGACAUCAACCGGGAGCUCGUCCAGCACGGGUUAGGGCGGCACGUGGACUCAGAUACCUUCCUGUGUUUGGUUGAGCUGCUCACAGGCGUAGCUCUUAAACGUAAAUCCGAUCCCCUGACUGGAGAGCAGAGAGUUCGACCCCUCCCGCAGAGGUACACAGACUUCCUGUCUGUCUGUGGGCUCAGGUUACCUUGUGGAGGUGAGGCUGAUGUCCGGGUCACGGCUGCUUUUGACCCAGGCCUGUUUUACUGUCGGAUGGUGAGCGCAGAGGCGGCUCUCUGCGAAAUGUCGUCAAAGUUAUGCGCCACUUUUGCAGAUGAGCAGGCGACCCAGCAAAGCCUGGAUGAACUGUGUGCAGUCCAAGGAAGAGAUGACAAGUGGUACAGAGGUUUCCUUAUGCUCUGCCCCAUCAGCGCUCACGUCAACAUUUUCUUCAUCGACUGCGGAUACUUUAAAACCGUCAGAAUGGACCGCGUCCACAAGCUGCCUGCGCUUGGUUUUAACUCCGCCCCCUUGGCCUUCCCCUGCAGACUGGCUUCUGUCACUGACUGGAACAAGAAGGCUUUCAGGGCGGGGCUUCUGGGUGGCGUCUUAACCAUCAAUGUUAUUGCUUUCCAAGAGGAUCAGUUCCUGUACACCAUCACCAUAACUGGGAUCAAAGAGGAUCCCUUCACAGAUCCGGAGCCUCCGGAUGAGCAGAGAAUUGAAAGCCCCCUCCCACCCUUAAAGGACGUCCAGUCGGAAAGGACAGUCAUGCAGGAAUUGUUGAGGCAAACGCUGGCGGAAGAGAGAAUCUCGGACGGCUCAGCCUUCAAGGGCUACGUCCUGCACGCCAAAGAUCCAGAGAACUUCUGGGUGGUCUCAGCCCGCCGACAUGACGAUUGUCAGGACAUGACGAGGAAAAUGACGGAGCACUUUGAAAAGCUAAAGCUGUAUGAAGACACGCUGGUGGACCCCGAGCCGGGGGCCAUGUGCUGUGCUCUGUACCAGCCUGACAUGCACUUCUACAGAGCUGUGGUUCUGAACACCUUCAGCUACGGAGCCGAGGUUCUCUUCAUUGAUUUUGGGAACAUCGAGAAAGUUCCUCACAUUGCAAUCAAGACCCUGCCAGAGACUUUCUGCAGCAAACCAGCGUUUGCCAUCUGUUGUAGUCUGGAAAACGUACUUCCUCCUGAGGACUUCUGGACUACCAAGUCAUGUGACUUUUUCAGAGAAGCUGUGAUGAACAGAUCCCUGCAGAUCCACGUGGUCCAGGUGAUGAAGUACAAAGUGGUGGUACACCUCUUCAGGACAGGAAGUCCUGCCAGCAUCGCUGAGCUGAUGGCUGCCUCUGAGCUCGCCUACUACAUUUCCAUAGCUCCUAAAAGCAAACCGCAGCCAAGCAGGUUCGUGCCGAGCACCAAGAGGAUCUGCAUCAACAUCCAUAAGAAGCCACAGGGUGUUACGAGGAGGCAGCUUAAAAACGGCGCUAUCACCCUCAGCAGUUUGACUUUGACGCCCGGCAGCCGGUUUCCUGUGUUUUGUUCUCAUAUCAGCUCCUCGUCGGAGUUCUGGUGCCAGCCGCGAGACAAAGCUGCUGCUUUGGACCAGCUGAUGCUAGAAAUCCAGCAGUAUUACUCCAGCCACACCGUCCCCUUCCAGCCGGGGGAUCGUUGCUGUGUGGUCCGGUCCCCUCUGGAUGGCCGCUGGUACAGAGGAGCGGUGAUGGAGGAGGAGACGGAUGCUUUCAGGGUGAUGCUUGUUGACCGGGGUCCCAGCCUGCAGCUCACAGAGGACCGUCUUCAGGGACUCGAGCCCAAAUUCGCUGCUCUGGAAAGACAAGCUUUCCGGUGCAGCCUGUUCCACCCGCUGAGCCGCGGCGGUCCAGAGGCCGGCGCCGCUUCCACCAACCUGCUGCGCAGCUUUGAGCUCGACAGCCACAGACACCUGGAUUGUCAGCUGGUGUUCGUGGUAAAGGUGGAUGGUGAGGAGCUGUGCCAUGUGGUGCAGCUCUACUACCCCCUCACCCAGCAGUGUGUGGACAGCAGGCUCCUGGAGCUCGGCCCGUCCAGAGACAGACCGGAACCGCCGCCGUUUUCAGAGUCUUUUCCCUACUCUGCGUUUGGUCUGAGUGCUGGAAGCAAAGAGCAGGUGUAUGUCACCCACGUCACCAGCCAGAGCGAGCUCUACUGCCAGCUCAGCAAGAACGGCGAGGUCAUGACGGAGCUGGACCGAGCCACCGCAGAGCUGGGCGACAGCGGGCAGCCGUCCGGCUGGUGCGGGGACCAGAGGAGGCUGUGCCUGGCCAAGUAUCUGGACGGGAAGUGGUACCGGUGCACGGUGGUGCGCGCCUCCGUGCCUUCGUACAUCUUGGUGUUCUUCGUGGACUUUGGAAACAGCUACAUUUGUGAGCAGAACAACAUCUGUGAGAUCCCUGAGACCUGCAGGACUCUGCUGGACACGCCCAUGCAGGCGCUCAAGUGUCACCUGGUGUCAGUGUCCAACCACCCUCUGAGUGCCGACGCCAAAGACUGGCUGAUGGAGGCCGUGCUGGACACGACCAUGACGGCGGCAGUGCAGGGCAGGAGGAGGGAUGGCUCGGUCGACGUUGAGCUGUUUGAUGAAAACAUUAACGUUAACCGGAAGGUUAAGGAGCUCCUCGCCAAGCUGGUGUCCAAUCCAGUGGCUUCAAGAGAUGGCAAGCAAGAGAACCGCCAUUCCAACAGCAAGAACCUGGAGAGGAAGAAGACCGCCUCCAGAACCUCAGUCCAGAAAGAUGAAACCAGAGAUCUGAAGGAAGCUAAAGAAAAGGCGGUGGCGCAGAAGAAGAAGAAGGUGAAGAGAUCUUCAAACGUUAAAAAACAGCCAGGAAACCCGGUUCCAUCCCCACAACCGCGCGGCAAGGAGAAACCCCUCCUCCCGUCAACGCCUUCCAUCAACAGGAAGGUUAGGCCCGGGUUCAGGACCAGCGCGUUCACGUCCUCCUUCAGCUCACUCAGCUGCUUCUUCCUGCAGCUCUCCGAGGACGAAGCCGCCAUCCUGAAAAUGUGCAAAGAUCUGAACUCUGACGCCGUCAGGACCGCUCUGACGCCCGUCUCCUCUGCGAGGGUCGGUGACAUGGUACUGGCCGAGUACCAGGAGGAUGGCGCCUUGUACCGCUCCGUGGUGAAGACCCAGGAGGCCGGCGCCGUCGGCGUGGACUUCAUAGACUAUGGGAACUGUGCUGUGGUUGAGAGGAUGUUUGCUCUGCCCGAGGAGCACCGGCGGCAGCACAGACUGAGCGUGCCGUGCUCGCUGCUGGACACCGACAGAUACAGAGGCGAUACUGCCUUCACCGACGCCGUGAUGAGCAUGCCGCUCAAGGUCGAGUUCGUUUGUCAAAACGGACUCCAGUGGCAGGUCCGCAUCGAGGUUCUGGAUCCAGAAGAUCAACCUGAGGAUGAAAGUGAACGUCAGAAGAAGAUAUGCCCCCCAAGCUCACCUGGAGAAGAAACUCUCACAGGUUCAAACAUCAGAGCUGGAGACACAGAAACCUGGACGGUUCUGCCGGUCCAGAGCGGCGGCAGUCUAAAGAAUCAGAAUGUUCUGUCAAAGCUGGAGAGGAGCAUGGAUCCAGAGACAGACCGCCUGGACAGUGUAGUCCAGGUCCAGAACUGGAUCCAGGGUUCCAGUCAGAACUCUGAAGAAGAACUUCUGGAUCAGACAAACCCUGUCCUGCAGUGGGAUGACCCCCUACAGCUGCCAGAACCUCCUCACCUGCCAGAUCCUCCUCACCUACCAGAUCCUCCUCACCUGCCAGAUCCUCCUCACCUGCCAGAUCCUCCUCACCUCCGAGAACCGCCUCACCUCCUAGAACCCUAUCCUCCUCACCUCCUAGAUCCUCCUCACCUCCUAGAUCCUGCUCACCACCCAGAACCGCCUCACCUCCUAGAUCCUCCUCACCUCCUAGAUCCUGCUCACCACCCAGAUCCUCCUCACCUCCUAGAUCCUCCUCACCUCCUAGAUCCUGCUCACCACCCAGAACCGCCUCACCUCCUAGAUCCUCCUCACCUCAUAAAUCCUGUUCACCACCCAGAACCGCCUCACCUCCCAGAACCUCCACAAUUCUCACAGCUCCCACAGCUCACUGAGAGCAGAAUCCUCCUCGGUGGGUUUGAAGGAACCUACAACCAAACUCUGGAACUCAAAGCGGAAGAGGAGCUGCUGCUCUCAGAGGAGGAAACCAUGAAACCCAAAGCUUCAGCUACUAAAACCGCCAUGAGCCCCUCCUCCCAGCUCCUCCCCACAUUUCCUGUUGAAACGAACAGAGCCUACGUGGGCGUGGCCGCUGCACUGACCACGCCCUCUGACUUCAGCGUGGCUCUGGAGGCUCUGCUCCUCUCCAUGGUGGAGGUCUCCCUGCUGCUGGAGGAGCUGGUGGAGGAGACGCCUCCCCUUCCAGAGCUCCUCCCAGGAUCCUGCUGCCUGUUUCAGUCGGAGCAGCAGCAGAAGUGGUGCAGGACUCAGGUCGUCAGCGUGGACGCCGCCGUGGUCCUGGACCUCGUAGACUAUGGCUACCAGGAGUGUGUGCCGCUGCAGCACCUCUCCAAGCUGAGGAUUCUGCCGGAGGAGCUUUCCACGUUCCCCAAACUGAGCUUGUCCUGCUCCCUGAGGGGAGUGGGGCCUGCCGGUGGACAGUGGUCUGAGGAGGCCUCGGCCUCCUUCAGGGAGCUUCUGUGUCAGAAGAACCUCCAGAUCUUCUUCAGGGAGCGUCUGUCCAGCUCCUGCUGGAGGGUGGACGUUCUUGCUGAUGGCGUCCAUGCUGCUGCAGAGCUGGUGAACGCCGGCUUCGCCGUCUACCAUCAGAACCAGAGUCCAGGCGCUGCUGAGGAUGACGAGGAUGAAGACUGAUGACCCCCCCAUUCCACUGUGAAGAACGGACCGACGCCUUCAGGACCACGCCUCCUCGCUCAGGUGGACUCACCUGUGGCUCCCCUCGCCUUUAGCCCCUCCUUGUAGUGAGGGCAGAUUCCUCAGAGGUUACAUACCCCGCCACCCUGAGGGGUUCCAACAUCGGAGACGCUGCAGGAAGAACAUCUGCAUCUCCUGACCUUUGACCUUCCGCUCAGACCCCAGCAGCUCACCUCUCUGCAUCAUCGGGCUCGGCUGGUUGAGGAGCGUCGCCAGGCCGUG
Messenger RNA from Oryzias melastigma (Indian medaka), 5868 nucleotides. It is a transcript of the gene tdrd15, whose product is annotated as tudor domain containing 15. The record is from RefSeq and is a predicted model, not a curated record. The coding region runs from base 181 to 5586 and encodes 1801 amino acids. NCBI's taxonomy places the organism in Eukaryota, Metazoa, Chordata, Actinopteri, Beloniformes, Adrianichthyidae. The transcript is spliced from 7 exons.